AUGAAUGAAACAUUGAACACAGAAAGUCUGCUAGGUAAGAGGAUUGAAAUAGACGAGUUUGAUGCAAAUUUGGCGUAUGAUGUUGAUGAACGCCCACCGUGGUUUGUUACAGUAACAACAGCAUUCCAACAUACAUUUCUAUGCGUUGGAGCUGUAUUAGCAAUUGUCACAGUACUUUCUGAUGUAGUAUGUGCAGAUUUGAACGACCCUGUACGGUCCAUCUUAUUUAGUUCUUCCAUUCUGGUAAUUGGACUUUCUACAGCUAUCCAGUCUUACUUUGGUCUCAGGUUACCAGUUUUCCAAGGUGCUUCAUCAUCAUUUAUGGUACCACUUAUUGCUUUGCAAAGCUCAGAUACAUGGAAAUGUCCAUCAGAUUUGAAAGUUUCAGAAAGUAAUAUAACUAAUGUAACAACAAGCAACAUUUCAAAUUCACUGACGACAAACAUUGUAUACAGUAGAUUAACAGAACUCCAAGGAAGCCUAAUAGCAGCCUCUAUGUUUGAAGUUGUAAUUGGAUUAACCGGAUUAAUUGGCCUUUUGAUGAAAUUUAUAUCACCAAUCACGAUCGGAGUAACACUCUUCUGUUUAGGAUACUCACUGUAUCCUGUAGCUAUUUUCCUGUGUAAAGCACAUUGGGGUAUAUCGCUUGUUGGUUGCGGAAUCACUGUUUUGUUUUCUGUGUACAUGUCGCAUAUUAAAGUUACUCUUCCAAACUGCAAUCGGAAGUCAGAGAAGAAAUCAAAGCCAUAUCCGGUUUUUCAAGUAUUUCCGGUUCUUUUCACUCUGAUAAUAAUGUGGGUUGUGUGUGCUGUAUGUACGAAAUUAAACGUCUUUUCUAAUGAUCCUGAUGAUAUGUCGUUCAAAGCAAGAACAGAUGUUAGAAACAAAGUGAUCCAAGACACGCCUUGGAUUCUUAUUCCUUAUCCAGGUCAAUUUGGAACACCUAAAUUCAACACAGCAAUUUUCCUUGGAUUCUUAAUUUCUGUGAUUACAUCAGUGAUCGAAUCAGUUGGGGACUACAUAGCAACAGCACGCGUCUGUCAUGCAUAUCCUGUACCCAGGCAUGCGCUGAACAGAGGAAUAGCUAUAGAAGGAAUAUUUAGUGUAAUAUCUGGAACUCUCGGUACCGGUCACGCAACAACAUCCUACAGCACGACAGUAUCACUCCUUGGAUUGACCAAAAUAGGUAGCAGAAUAGUCUUGGUCGUCUCCGGAAUAAUGGCAGUCGUUUUAGCAAUUAUUGGAAAAUUUGGAGCUGUAAUGACGUCAGUACCUGAUCCAGUAUUAGGAGGCAUUACCUUUGCUAUGUUGGGAGUACUCUGUUCUCUUGGCAUUUCUGCGUUACAAAACGUUGAACUCAGAUCCAGCAGAAACUUGUCUGUAAUUGGAAUUUCUUUAUAUUUUGCAGUGGUGUUUUCGGAAUGGCAACGAAAAUUUCCGGAUUCAUUGAAAACAGAUUCGGACCAACUAAAUCAAAUUGUUAAGGUUACCAUUGGCAACGCCAUGUUCAUAGGAUUUAUUGUUUCUUUGAUAAUGGACAACACAGUGAGAGGUACCGAUAGGGAAAGAGGUAUAUUGAAUGAAGAUGAAUUUUCGGCGAUAAAUAAGCAGCUGUUAGUUAAUGAUGAUCACGUGAUACCCCGAUCUCGAUUAUUUGACCUUCCAUUUGUUAGUCGACUGCAAAAUAGCUGUAAGCCUCUUCGUCACGUGCCAUUUUUACAACCAUAUAUAGAUUCGUAUGAUGUGACUGUUAAUGGAUCAAAGCAAUAUGCGUAAUUUGUAUAACGAA
This is a messenger RNA of Mytilus californianus (California mussel), 1789 nucleotides long. RefSeq names its product solute carrier family 23 member 2-like. The transcript has 11 exons. The record is from RefSeq and is a predicted model, not a curated record. NCBI's taxonomy places the organism in Eukaryota, Metazoa, Mollusca, Bivalvia, Mytilida, Mytilidae. Gene Ontology annotation, biological process: transmembrane transport. Gene Ontology annotation, cellular component: membrane. The coding region runs from base 1 to 1776 and encodes 591 amino acids. Gene Ontology annotation, molecular function: transmembrane transporter activity.